This is a messenger RNA of Polistes canadensis, 992 nucleotides long. RefSeq lists its product as uncharacterized. The record is from RefSeq and is a predicted model, not a curated record. Lineage: Eukaryota; Metazoa; Arthropoda; Insecta; Hymenoptera; Vespidae. The transcript is spliced from 2 exons. Bases 114 to 530 code for a protein of 138 amino acids.
ACGACGGAUCUACUACUGAAACUAUCGAUACUUAUACCUUAUCAUUAGUUCUUGCUAAGAAACAACUACGAAGGUUUGAAAGAAAAUAGAAGAUCAAUUGGAAUUCAUCGAAAAUGGUUGCUACCAAAGUUUUCGUAUUUGCGUAUUUCCUCGCUGUUAGCUGCUGCUACGCGUCUCCGAUCAACAGAGCAUCAAUCAUCCAACCGGUGAUUAUUGUUCCAACUAUUCUAGAUCAGGAGACAAAUUCUGAUGUGUUCCUUAACGAUGAAGGAAAAGAAGAAGUGAUUGUACCCUCGGUACUUCUCAUUCUCGAUGAUUACUCGAACGAUUCAGAAAACUUGUUCUCAAAGGAAAUCAUUGAUUCGGGUUCAAGGAAAAUCGAGAAACGCGACGUGAUCGAAGAAUCUACGAAAGAUGAUCUCGAAACUGCAGCUGGUACCAAUGUUCUUCGACCUCUUUUCGUUUAUCGUCAACAACUCGCUUACAGGCAACGUCUAAGGGAAGCUACUCGUCGUGGAAAUCGUUUUUGAAUCGAAUUUAAGCUAAGUUUUGAAACAUCUGAAAUGACGAGGACACGAUUCAAAUAGAUCUGAUUUAUUUAGAUCAUGAAUUAUUGAUCAAAAGCCUAAUCGUGGAAAAUAAUCGAUUACGAUGAAAGUACUUCUUCAAUCGAAUGGCUUACCAAAGAAUGAACAAGACAAGGAACGAUCGAAAUAAGUUCUGCGAAGGAAACGAUGAUUAAUUUAUUAGAAAAUAUAGAGGAAGGAUAUUCGAGGAUUUCGGAUGAUAAGAAAUGAUAAUUGAUUUGGUGAAAUGAUCAUUCUGCUUUUACGAGUGCUAGUAAAUAACGAGGAUUAAUAAAAGUUCAUCUCGCGAAGUGUUCAACGAGGUGAUUGGAAAGAAAUAUCGACUGAGAAUAAUCAUGAAAAUGUUUCCUACAAAAAAAAACAAAAAAGAUUAGAAUUGUAAGCAUUUAAUAUUUAGAAAAUAAG